AUGGAAAACAUGUCCGAGGAAACCCACGGCGAAAUGACGGAUCCACAGCACGUCCACCUAAGGUAAGGAGAAAAAAACGGUUCAAGGGGUCCCUGUGUGAAGGUGUUUCUAUAAAACCGCGCCUCAACCUUUUUCUUUCUGCUCCUUUUCAUUCACAUGAAAAUUUUUCCUUGUUUGUAUUGAAUGUGUCAUAUACUAACAGACUGAAAUAAAGUAUGUACACAGCGCCCUGACUUUAUUGAAAUGAAGUCAUGUGUUUGGAGGUUAAGGCUCUGUUUGUGUAGAUACCAACAGUUUGGGUCGGGUCAGAACUGCUGACAUUCAUACAGCUCAUUCAGACGACUCAGAGAAUGAGAGUAUUUGGAAUUUUCCAAUAUUUAUCAUGUCUCAGAUUUGUGCACAUCAGUUUGUGAAUGACAGAUAUUGUAUAGAAAGACUUAGCUUUCAGACCCUUUACAACAAGAUCUUCAGUGCUUCUCAUCUUUUUCUUUUAGCUUCCCAUCUGAAAGCUCUGUGGAGGAAAUGGCUCAAGACAGACCAGAUCAAGAUGAGACAGAGAAAACGGAGAUUGAUAACAGCAUCAUACAGAGACUUCAAGACAGACCAGAUCAAGAUGAGACAGAGAAAACGGAGAUUGAUAACCGCAUCAUACAGAGACUUCAAUCUGGCUGGAUAGGCACUCUUCAUGUCGUUUUCCUGGUGCUGCUUUUAGUCCUAAUCACUGUCAUUGUUGGCCUGAGCAUCAAUGUUAAGCAGUUACAGAAAGAAAGGAGUCAGCUGAGACAGCUUCUAGAAUCAACACACAUGGGACUGAACCACACCAUGGAAGUAAAUCAAAAAGUGAGCCAGAGUCUGAACUUCACCGUGGAAGAAAAUCAAAAACUGAGGCUGAGUCUGAACUACACCAUGGAGGAGAAUCUGAACCUGAGCCUGAGUCUGAACAACACCAUGGAAGAAAAUCAGAAAUUGAGCAGAAGACUAAACUACACCAUGGAAGAAAAUCAGAAAUUGAGCCUGAGUCUGAACUACACCAUGGAAGAGAAUCUGAACCUGAGCCUGAGUCUGAACAACACCAUGGAAGAAAAUCAGAAAUUGAGCAGAAGACUAAACUACACCAUGGAAGAUAAUCAGAAAUUGAGCAGAAGACUAAACUACACCAUGGAAGAUAAUCAGAAAUUGAGCCUGAGUCUGAACUACACCAUGGAAGAUAAUCUGAAACUGAGCCGAAGACUCAACCACACCAAGGAAGAAAAUCAAAAACUGAGCCUGAUUCUGAGCUACUCCAUGGAAGAAAAUCAGAGACUGAGCCGAAGACUAAACCACACCAUGGAAGUAAAUCAAAAAGUGAGCCAGAGUCUGAACUUCACCGUGGAAGAAAAUCAAAAACUGAGGCUGAGUCUGAACAACACCAUGGAGGAGAAUCUGAACCUGAGCCUGAGUCUGAACAACACCAUGGAAGAAAAUCAGAAAUUGAGCAGAAGACUAAACUACACCAUGGAAGAUAAUCAGAAAUUGAGCCUGAGUCUGAACUACACCAUGGAAGAUAAUCUGAAACUGAGCCGAAGACUCAACCACACCAAGGAAGAAAAUCAAAAACUGAGCCUGAGUCUGAGCUACUCUAUGGAAGAAAAUCAGAGACUGAGCCGAAGACUAAACCACACCAUGGAAGUAAAUCAAAAAGUGAGCCAGAGUCUGAACUUCACCGUGGAAGAAAAUCAAAAACUGAGGCUGAGUCUGAACUACACCAUGGAGGAGAAUCUGAACCUGAGCCUGAGUCUGAACAACACCAUGGAAGAAAAUCAGAAAUUGAGCAGAAGACUAAACUACACCAUGGAAGAUAAUCAGAAAUUGAGCCUGAGUCUGAACUACACCAUGGAAGAGAAUCUGAACCUAAGCCUGGGUCUGAACAACACCAUGGAAGAAAAUCAAAAACUGAGGCUGAGUCUGAACUACACCAUGGAAGAGAAUCUGAACCUGAGCCUGAGUCUGAACAACACCAUGGAAGAAAAUCAGAAAUUGAGCAGAAGACUAAACUACACCAUGGAAGAGAAUCUGAAUCUGAGCCAAAGAUUAAACCACACCAAGGAAGAAAAUCAAAAACUGAAGCUGAGUCUGAACUACACCAUGGAGGAGAAUCUGAACCUGAGCCUGAGUCUGAACAGCACCAAGGAAGAAAAUCAAAAACUGAGCCUGAGUCUGAGCUACUCCAUGGAAGAAAAUCAGAGACUGAGCCGAAGACUAAACCACACCAUGGAAGUAAAUCAAAAAGUGAGCCAGAGUCUGAACUUCACCGUGGAAGAAAAUCAAAAACUGAGGCUGAGUCUGAACUACACCAUGGAGGAGAAUCUGAACCUGAACCUGAGUCUGAACAACACCAUGGAAGAAAAUCAGAAAUUGAGCAGAAGACUAAACUACACCAUGGAAGAAAAUCAGAAAUUGAGCCUGAGUCUGAACUACACCAUGGAAGAGAAUCUGAACCUGAGCCUGAGUCUGAACAACACCAUGGAAGAAAAUCAGAAAUUGAGCAGAAGACUAAACUACACCAUGGAAGAUAAUCAGAAAUUGAGCCUGAGUCUGAACUACACCAUGGAAGAUAAUCUGAAACUGAGCCGAAGACUCAACCACACCAAGGAAGAAAAUCAAAAACUGAGCCUGAGUCUGAGCUACUCUAUGGAAGAAAAUCAGAGACUGAGCCGAAGACUAAACCACACCAUGGAAGUAAAUCAAAAAGUGAGCCAGAGUCUGAACUUCACCGUGGAAGAAAAUCAAAAACUGAGGCUGAGUCUGAACUACACCAUGGAGGAGAAUCUGAACCUGAGCCUGAGUCUGAACAACACCAUGGAAGAAAAUCAGAAAUUGAGCAGAAGACUAAACUACACCAUGGAAGAAAAUCAGAAAUUGAGCCUGAGUCUGAACUACACCAUGGAAGAGAAUCUGAACCUGAGCCUGAGUCUGAACAACACCAUGGAAGAAAAUCAAAAACUCAGGCUGUGUCUGAACUACACCAUGGAAGAAAAUCAGAAAUUGAGCAGAAGACUAAACUACACCAUGGAAGAUAAUCAGAAAUUGAGCCUGAGUCUGAACUACACCAUGGAAGAUAAUCUGAAACUGAGCCGGAGACUCAACCACACCAAGGAAGAAAAUCAAAAACUGAGACUGAGUCUGAGCUACUCCAUGGAAGAAAAUCAGAGACUGAGCCGAAGACUAAACCACACCAUGGAAGUAAAUCAAAAAGUGAGCCAGAGUCUGAACUUCACCGUGGAAGAAAAUCAAAAACUGAGGCUGAGUCUGAACUACACCAUGGAGGAGAAUCUGAACCUGAGCCUGAGUCUGAACAACACCAUGGAAGAAAAUCAGAAAUUGAGCAGAAGACUAAACUACACCAUGGAAGAGAAUCUGAAUCUGAGCCAAAGAUUAAACCACACCAAGGAAGAAAAUCAAAAACUGAGGCUGAGUCUGAACUACACCAUGGAGGAGAAUCUGAACCUGAGCCUGAGUCUGAACAACACCAUGGAAGAAAAUCAGAAAUUGAGCAGAAGACUAAACUACACCAUGGAAGAGAAUCUGAAUCUGAGCCAAAGAUUUAACCACACCAAGGAAGAAAAUCAAAAACUGAGCCUGAGUCUGAACAGCACCAAGGAAGAAAAUCAAAAACUGAGCCUGAGUCUGAGCUACUCCAUGGAAGAAAAUCAGAGACUGAGCCGAAGACUAAACCACACCAUGGCAGAAAAGUCACAGCUUCAAGUGCAGAUUGAGGAGAUGAAAAUCAUAUUGAAUUCUACUAUGGAAAACCGUGACUCUUUCAGAAAAGACAAAAUCAAAUAUCAACAGCUUUUGAUCAAUGAAAGGCAGACCUCAACUCAACUAAAAGCUGAAAAUCAACGUCAACAAUCAAUUCUGAUGUCGGAGAAACUAUCUUUCCUCUGGAGAUUCUGUGAUAAAGGCACCCUGCAAUGUUCACGCUGCCUUCCUGGUUGGGCCGAGCACGCCACACGCUGCUUCCAUUUGGCAUCACAACCAAUGAAGUGGGAAGAUGCUCGUAGGGAGUGUUUUAAUGAAGGUGCUGACCUGGCUGUUGUCUUGAAUGCUGCAGACCAGGCAUUUCUGACCAACAUGACUUUCCAGUUUACACAGCAGCAUCCAAAUGUACUGUUCCAUUCAGCAUGGAUCGGGUUGCAGGACAUGGUGCAGGAUAACAGAUUUGUGUGGGUAAAUGGUAUCAAGUCCAAGUCAGAUUUGAAGUUCUGGAUGCCUGGAGAGCCAAACAAUGCUGCGGCUCAAUGGGACAAAGACCGUGCAGGACAGGACUGUGUUGCCAUUGUCCCUCCAAAGACUGUUGGACAGAAAGGCUGGCUGAACUCCUGGGAUGAUAUUGUCUGUCGAGGCCAGCGGCACUACAUUUGUGAAACCAAAGCUCUUAUUUUGUCUCUGGAGUGA
Messenger RNA from Xyrichtys novacula (pearly razorfish), 4437 nucleotides. The record is from the annotation of a GenBank genome assembly. Lineage: Eukaryota; Metazoa; Chordata; Actinopteri; Labriformes; Labridae.